CAGCCCCUGAGUGCUCGUCACGCUGGACCCUGGCGCAGAGCCCUGGCACCACGACUCGGAGGCCGAUUCUCUCUCCUGGAGUCACCCAGGGGAGAUGGAGCCACCUCAGUGUGUGGAGGAGCUGGAGGAUGAUGUAUUCCAACCCGAGGAUGGGGAGCCAGGGACCCAGCCUGGGAGCCUGCUCUCUGCUGAUCUCUUUGCCCAGAGCCAGCUGGAUUGUCCCCUUGGUCGGCUGCACCUCUUCCCUCUCACCCACUGCUGUGGCCCUGGGCUUCGACCCACCAGCCAGGAAGACAAGGCCACUCAGACCCUCAGCCCAUCCUCUCCAAGCCAGGGUGUCAUGCUGCCUUGUGGGGUGACUGAGGAACCCCAGCGACUCUUUUAUGGCAAUGCUGGCUACCGGCUUCCUCUCCCUGCCAGUUUCCCUGCAGGCUUGCCCCUUGAGGAGCAGCCUCCCGAAGGUCAGUGGCAACAUCGAGCAGAGGUACAGAUCGCCCGGAAGCUUCGGUGCAUUGCUGACCAGUUCCACCGGCUUCACAUGCAACAACGCCAACAGAACCAGAAUCGCGCAUGGUGGCAGGUCCUACUCUUCCUGCACAACUUGGGUCUAAAUGGAGGAGAGAACAGAGAAGGGGCAGGUCCCAGGUGAGGCUGGGCUCCCCUCUCCGCACGGGCCAUCAGGAACACAUGCGAUCUGGAGCAGAAGGACCUCCGGGAGGACUGACACUGUCUUGUGAAGUUGA
Octodon degus (degu) is the source of this 743-nucleotide messenger RNA. It is a transcript of the gene Bmf, whose product is annotated as Bcl2 modifying factor. NCBI's taxonomy places the organism in Eukaryota, Metazoa, Chordata, Mammalia, Rodentia, Octodontidae. Bases 95 to 649 code for a protein of 184 amino acids. The transcript has 4 exons. Gene Ontology annotation, cellular component: myosin complex. The record is from RefSeq and is a predicted model, not a curated record. Gene Ontology annotation, biological process: apoptotic process; negative regulation of autophagy; positive regulation of apoptotic process.